AUGUUUAUUCAUCUGUUCUUUUUUUUUUUUCUCCUGAUCAGCUGUUUGAUUAUAACCUUCCUCAGCAGUGUUACCUUACCUUCCUUUCAGUAUGCGAUUGGAUAUAGUGGAGCGAUGUGAUAUUCGGUUUUUUUUUUUUUUUUUAUUCUUUACCUGAAUUUUAGUUAAAUAAGCCUGUGUGGUCGGAUUUUGUCCAAUUAUCACCUAACAUUGAAUUUCUCUCCUUUGUCUUUUUGAGACCCACCCAGACGUUCAACAGGUGUUCAUGCCGUUCAGUGGCAUCGAACUAGAAGACUUGAAGCACAGCAAGCAGCUGAGGGCACACGCUCUAAGGGUAAUGGCGUUUGUGCAGAAAUGUAUUUCCCGACUGAACGAGCCAGAAAAAUUGGAACAGCUUCUCAGAGAAUUGGGAAAAAAACAUCACAGUUACAAAGCGAAGGCGAGAUAUGUUGACCUUGUUGGACCUCAGUUCAUUCAGGCAAUCCAGCCGUCACUUGGGGAAGAAUGGACUGAAGAAGUGUCUGCAGCAUGGGUGCUCCUCUUUGCCCAUAUCGGCUACACCAUGAAAGGAGCCAUGAAUGAGGCAGCUGAUGAAGCCAAGAUGAAACAAUAGCAGUCGCAGCGCCGGGCGUCCACCUCCAAGCGUCGUUGGAGUCUCGCCCGGUCGCAAAAAUAAUUCUAUUUACAUGACCAACAAUUGAAAUGACAUUGAAGAACAGUCAACUUAAAAUACUAACAAAAAGCAAGAGAUAGAUUUUAGACAGUUCAGAUGUCUUAGGUAUGAUUAUUUUUAUUACUAAAUGACAACAAGUUUAUGUUUACAAUCAUACAUAAAAUUACCUACAUAUAUAUUCAACAUGUACCUACAUAAACAUAGGUAUAUAUACCAUAGAUGCAAUUGCGUAAUUCCUUCAUGGAUUCAUGUUCCAGUUAUAUAUUUGUAUUUACAUUGAUAUGAUUAAUAUAUUAUGUGUGAUUAUACAAUUACAUGUCUUUAUUAGACUUCAAAUCACCAACAAUAUUGAUGCCAUACUAAUUAUUUAAUUAUAAAAUUGUUAGUGCCAUUCUAACAUGUUUAUACUCAUAUUUAAAUAUACUGAACUUAGCAGUGUCUGCUUUCUAGCCUUCAGUUAAAAAUAAAACUGAGUUGGUCCAUGAAUUUAAUAUAUAUACAUGUUUACAUAAACCAUUAAGGCGUUCUCAAAUUUUUUAUAUAUAUAUAUAUAUAU
Nezara viridula (southern green stink bug) is the source of this 1229-nucleotide messenger RNA. The record is from the annotation of a GenBank genome assembly. Lineage: Eukaryota; Metazoa; Arthropoda; Insecta; Hemiptera; Pentatomidae.